CAUCCCCUUUCAUAGUAAUGAUUCCGCAGCUUACUCUUUUCUCUGUCUCCCUUCCUCUUUCUAUUCUCUCUCUCUCUCUUAAAUAAAAAAACAAAACUUCAAUCUUUCUCACACACAAACACACAACACAAGGCACAGCGCACAAAUCAACCGUGUUUAAUGCCUUUGCUUCACCCUCUUUCUCUGUGUAUGUAAAAUCUUUGUUUUUAUCAGAGGUCCUGCAGAAAGUUGUGUCUCAGAUCCCUAUAUACACCGAAAACGAUACAACUCUGUGCGCUCUGCUUCUCUCUCUCUCUGAAAAUCAUCAUUUACAAUUUUACACACAGCCUAAUACCGAAUAGGGUGGUCCUCAACCUCGCUCUUUUUUUUUUUUUUUUUUUUUAAAUUUUCUUUCUUUCUUCUUCUCCUCUGCCUGCCCUAUAUUAUUCUGCUCUGCCUUUAUCAAUCCAUCCAUCGCGCUUCUCUUUCUCUCUAAAAAUUGAGAAAAUGCAAGAACCAAGCCUGGGAAUGAUGGGCGGGUUAAGCGGCGAGGUCUCCGGCGAUCACCACCGUCAACUGAAGGCGGAGAUAGCCACACAUCCGCUGUACGAGCAGCUCCUGGCUGCACACGUCGCAUGCCUCCGUGUGGCCACUCCCAUCGACCAACUUCCUCUCAUCGAUGCUCAGCUAGCUCACUCUCACCAUCUUCUACGAUCUUAUGUCUCUCACCAUACCCACUCUCUCUCCCCCAAUGACCGCCAAGAACUCGACAACUUCCUGGCACAGUAUUUGAUAGUUUUGUGUACUUUCAAAGAACAGCUUCAGCAACAUGUCAGAGUCCACGCCGUUGAGGCUGUCAUGGCCUGCCGCGAUAUCGAAAAUACCUUACAAGCUCUCACAGGAGUGAGUCUGGGAGAAGGAACUGGUGCAACAAUGUCAGAUGAUGAAGAUGACUUACAGAUGGAUUUUUCUUUGGAUCAAUCCAGCGCUGAAGGGCAUGACAUGAUGGGAUUUGGUCCCUUACUUCCUACAGAAUCUGAAAGGUCACUGAUGGAGAGAGUUCGUCAGGAACUAAAGAUUGAGCUGAAGCAGGGUUUCAAGUCAAGAAUUGAAGAUGUCAGGGAGGAAAUAUUAAGGAAACGUAGAGCUGGGAAAUUACCAGGUGACACAACUUCUGUGUUAAAGAAUUGGUGGCAGCAACAUGCAAAGUGGCCUUAUCCUACUGAAGAUGACAAGGCAAAACUUGUGGAGGAGACAGGGUUGCAGCUGAAGCAAAUUAAUAAUUGGUUCAUCAAUCAAAGGAAACGCAACUGGCACAGCAAUUCUCAAUCGGUUACCUCUUUGAAAUCCAAGCGCAAGAGGUAGACAUAUUUUGUCCCAACUAUGUGGCACAGCUAGCAACACAACUUAUAUAAGGACUUACUAUAUAUAUAUAUAUAUGCUUAUUUCUGAUAGAGUCUAGUCUCCCUAAGGAUUCCGAUCAGAUGCACAAGAUAGUAGAUGGGUUACUGUAAUGUAAGAUAGCUGGAAAAAAAAAAAAAAAAGGCUGCAAGUAAAUUUGUGGAAUUUAACGUAUGAAAACUUCUGUUUUAGGUGUGGUUAUGCCUCUCUUUUAACGAUCUUUGUAAAUUGUUUGCUACUUUUCUGACCGACGACAGAGUUAUUACUGUCACUACACACAUCAUUGGAAGAUUUUCGCGGUUCUUUACAAAUUAUAUACGUUCUUUGAUCCUACA
This is a messenger RNA of Vigna radiata var. radiata (mung bean), 1715 nucleotides long. RefSeq names its product homeobox protein HD1. Gene Ontology annotation, molecular function: DNA binding. The record is from RefSeq and is a predicted model, not a curated record. Gene Ontology annotation, biological process: regulation of DNA-templated transcription. The transcript is spliced from 5 exons. NCBI's taxonomy places the organism in Eukaryota, Viridiplantae, Streptophyta, Magnoliopsida, Fabales, Fabaceae. The coding region runs from base 487 to 1344 and encodes 285 amino acids. Gene Ontology annotation, cellular component: nucleus.